AUGCUCACGUUUGUCCAGCAGGAGCACUUGAUUGAACUUAUCAAGAAGCAGCGAUGCCUGUGGGAUUCCACAGACGAUGGCGAUGUUGACUUCGCUUGGACGGCCGUUAGUCGCCAAUUCAACAAAAAAUAUAGGACCAGGAAAUUAGGUUCGAUCAUUUCUUUAUUGAUUUUGCAGAUCUUCUGAUGAAAUAUUUCAUAAAGUUCCUUUCAGCUAACGAUUUUUAUUUAAUUGAACUUUCAGUUGAUUUAAUAAUCCAAUAAGAAUGCACAAAAAACUUUGAAGAUCAUUAGAACUGGGGAAAUCGAUGUCUAGCUCAAACUUGCAUAUUGUCUUUCGGAAGAAAUUGAGAGCAUUUUGAUUUUAACUUUGAUUUCGAGAUGUGUUCAUAAUGAAGUCAUAUUAUUAUAUAUAUGACCUCGUACGAAGAUAGUCAAUGAAAAUACUCAACAUAUUUUUCUCAGGCGAUGACCUUGCUGACGAAUGGACUGCCAUAAAGAAGAAAUUUUUAAAGUGGAAGAUGUUCCCAGAAACCCAUCCCCGUCCUCGGUUCUGGCGGGAACUAAAGUUUCUUGACAAGACGUCGUGAGUUGAUCAUUGGAGGAAAUAAAUUAGUUUUUUUAAUUUCAGAACAAUAGAAAAGAGAGAUGCGUCCCCUGUCGAAGAAAUGGAUGAUUUAGGUAGGUUUUGAUUCAAUCAAACGUUUUAAUCAAGGAAAAACUUUUUAGAUCAGGAAAUUUCUUUACAAUAUCCAUCUUUUUUUGAAAUUUUUAUGCAAGCAAUGUAAAAAAAUUAUGAAAAAAAUCAGUUUGAGAUUAGGUUCGAUGCAAAAAAAUCAUUUCCUUUAAUUUAUAAUAAUUUACUGUUACUUCAAAUAUCCAUCGCAUCAUUUUCCGGUGUCCCGUCAUCAAAAGCUUCUUUUCUCUCUUUAUAAUUGAAUUAUAAAAAUCUUUAACUUUUCGCUCAGAAAUAAUUUUUUCAACUCUAUUAAUUAUUAAAACAUUGUUGAGGAAGCAUGGAUUAAAAUUUGAAUGAAGUUUCAUCCAAUUUUUUUUAUUAUGAUUGUAUCAGAAACAACUGCUUUCAGAAAUGGAGAUGAGCCACUUUGGGAUCGUCCCUACUGAUGCUCACCUGGAAAAACUAAGCACGACCCAUAUUCUUCAAAAUUCGGUAAGUAUUAUAAAAACCAAAAAGCAUCUUUUUAAUAAAAUUCACAAAACUUCGCAUAAUUAAAAAUUCUGUUUUUUUCAGGUCUUUCUUGCGGACGCUCACCACUUCCGUCUGCUUUUUGCUCCGAUUUAAUUAUCUUCUUUCAGUUUAUUUAUAAAUAAAAUAUUUUUUUGAUAAUUUGUUGUGGAUAAAAAGUCUUUCUUAUACAGUUGCUCUGGCGAAAAUUAAAUCAAAGUUUUUUAUCUCUCUUUUUUUGUUUUUUAAUCAACAAGCGUUAUUCAAAUGGUGACAAAUAAUGAUAUAAGGAAUGUUUUUCAGAGAUUCUUAUAAAAUGGAUUUUUUCACUAAAAUCGGUCUUUCUUGUUACACAUAAGGCGAGGUCAAGUAAAAAGUAAUUAUAUGACGAUUAGUAAAAAAACAAUGACACACAAAUAAACAAGAAAAAAAGUCUACUCAAAAAAACUGAUCACGUCCUUUUUUUGAUAAUAGUAUACGUGUUUUGAGUGUUCCGACGAUCAGCUACUGCUCCAUGAAAAAACUUCAUCCAUUCAAAAUUUUACGGGGGUUUUGCAAAGUUUUUAUGUCACUUGUAUGAAAGAAAAUAACAUUAUUUCUUCGCGUUUACGAACUGGAUAAAAUUUGAAGAAUCUGAAAGCUGACAAUACGAUAGUUUUCCCCUCAUAAUGAACCGAAUUAUUGCCAACGGAACUUUUCCAUCCACCUUUUGCCAGGGAAAAAAAGAGUAAAAAUUCUGGAAUGUUUUCAGGGACCUUCUUGAACUUUUUUCUACAAAGAUCGUCGAGGAGGAUUUCUUUUGGAGAAGGAUUUCUUCGUGAACUGAAAUUAUCUGAAAAAAAAAGAAAAAAUGUAGAAACUCAAAAAAAUUUGAGAACUUAUUUAUAAACCGCAUCUGGAGAAUUUCUUGAAAUGAACUUUCUGAUUAGGCGAUUAAGAAAAGAUUCGUUCAGAGCUAAAUUUUUUUUUCUUUCCUUUAUCGAACCGAAGAAUUCAAAGUGAUGAGCUUUUCAAACAAAAUGGGCGAUUAGCGAAAAUUGAUUGAGCUUCAAUUUUUUAAAAAGUUAUUUAUCAAAAAAACUUUGCUCACAGCUAAAUUUCCUUUAUUAAACCGAAAAAAAUAACAAAAAAAUAAAUAAAAUUCUUAUAAUUUUUUUGAUCAUUGAUAAAUUAUGGAUGCAGGAGAUUCCCCAUUGCAUCCAGCUUCAAUAUUGACAUUUUUUUCAAGAUGCAAAAGUCGCAAAUGAGCAAUCGGAAUAAUUACGGUAGGCUCUGCAGAUUUGUUUAAUAAAGGCCCAGUUUAGCAACCUACCUAUAAUAAAAAAAUCAAUAAAAUGAGACUCUUGGAGUACAGAAAAGAUUAAAAUAUUAAUCACUAUUUUUUUUUUUACGCAAUGCAAUUUUUUUUACAGCAAAAAGGAAAAGAUGAUUAAAAUUUUCUGAGAAGUUUGAUAAAAAAUAAUAAUGAAGUUUCAGCUCAAGAAAUGGAAUAAAAAAUUUAGAAAGAUAAUUUUUUUUCAGAAUACAAUCUAUCCAAGCAAAAAAAGCGCGAAGACCUCGAGAUCAAAUACCGCUUGACAAAAGUCGCUCUAUCGAAAAUAGACACAUAUUAAGCGAUAUACUCGCCCUCCUGAGCCGGCCACCUUUUUAUAUACCUUUUUUUGUUCUUUUUCUAAUUUUUCAAUUUUUUUUGUAAUUAUCGUCUUUUUCCAGAAAUGCUCAACUUUUCUCAACAGCGGUAUUUGAUCUUUCUUGUCAAAGAGAACAAAUGUUUAUGGAACCAGGGCGAACGUGGAGACACUGAGAUCGUCUGGACGCUCGUCAGCCGUCAUUUCAAUAAAAAAUUUAAGACCACUAAACUAGGUUCAAUUACUUCUCCAUUCAUUUUGCAAAUUGUUCGAUCACAAAUUCUAAAGAUAAGAAUCAAGAAUACAAUUUAUGUUCGAUUGAUGUAGAAAUCAGAAACGAAUGUCUAGAAAGCGUCAAAGAUUAUUGGAACUAACGAAGUCAAUCUCUAAACCAAAGUUGCAAAUAUUUUUUUGGAAGAAUUGAAAUCAUUCAGAUACUAAUUGUGGUUCUGUAGAUAUUUUUCAAAUUGAAAUCAUAUCAUUUAUCCAAUCUUGUACAAAGAAAGUCAACAAAAAUGAUCUAUAUUUUUCUUUAGGCGAUGAUCUACAAGACGAGUGGGGAAGAUUGAAGAAGAAGUUCUUGAGUUGGUUGUCAAAGUCCUAUACCUAUCCCCGCCCUAGGUUUUAUCGCGAGCUCCAGUUUCUGGACAAGAGGCAGUGAGUUGAUCAAAGAAAUAAAUAGGUUACUCUUUCAUUUCAGAAAAGCCGAAAAGAUUUCAACUGAUUUUGACAUGGACGAUUUAGGUGGGUUGCGAUUUAAUUAAGCGCUUUAAUCAAUAGAAAUAUUUAAUAUCAGAAAAGCCCUAUUACAGUGCUUUUAUAACAGCGUAAUGUCACUUUAUUCAACGCAUCAUUUUUUUCGCUGUUCUGUUGCCAGAAAUUCUUUAUUUUUUUCUCCUUUAAUGUUCAACUACGUAAAAUUUUGUAAACUUCAACUUUACUCUCGAACAUUACUUUUUGAAGUUUGUUAGCGAUUUACAAUGAGAAAAUGAAAAUUUCUGAAGCAUGGGUCAGAGUUUGGCAAAAUCAUAUGAAUUUACACUUUUUUCUAUCAAUGAUUAUUUUCUUCAGCCGAUGACAUGACCUCUGUUUGCCUCUCCAACUCUGAUCCUGUGGACUAA
This is a messenger RNA of Caenorhabditis auriculariae, 3934 nucleotides long. NCBI's taxonomy places the organism in Eukaryota, Metazoa, Nematoda, Chromadorea, Rhabditida, Rhabditidae. The record is from the annotation of a GenBank genome assembly.